Molecule: messenger RNA, 2022 nt
Organism: Helicoverpa armigera (cotton bollworm)
Lineage: Eukaryota; Metazoa; Arthropoda; Insecta; Lepidoptera; Noctuidae
Gene: Tpst
Product: Tyrosylprotein sulfotransferase
Biological process (GO): peptidyl-tyrosine sulfation
Cellular component (GO): Golgi apparatus
Molecular function (GO): protein-tyrosine sulfotransferase activity
Source: RefSeq, a predicted model, not a curated record
CCCAACCUCUUGAUACUGUAUUGAAAUUUCAAAUUUGCGGAAUAUGACCUUGUAAUUUUACAUAUUAUGUGAUUGUGCCCCAAAACAAUGAUUGUUAUUGCAAUCCAGAACUACAAAGGAGAGAUUAUUUGAAUGCAUGCUUGUAUUAGUGGCUUGAAGAUGGUGAUAGGAUGCAGUAUACCUCUUGAGAAAUACAGUGAGUGUCUAGUAAUAUGAUAAUAUUUUAAGAAAACUCAAAAAUAGUUACUAGAUUGUUUCGAUAGAAGAUACUAUAUUGUUCGUCCCAUUUCAGAUUCCAAUUGUAUCCUGUACAUGUAAGACUAGAUGCCAGAAAUGUUCGAGUUCAAAAUAAAAAUGCAUUUUUUAGGUUUUGAAGUAGGUACACCAAGGGAAUAGACAUACCAAAAUCAUCACUAGCUGUUAAUGCUGUCUAGGGUUCAUAGCAAUUCAAUCAUUGUCCUUAGGGAUUAAAAUAAUGCAGCUUUGUGGUGCCUUCACCAUUACAUUAUGGUGAAAGAAAAACAUAUACAGAGUGUUAGAAAAGUACCCAAAAGCUGACAGGGGGUAAAAUGGCCACUUAUAAAGAAUCAAUUGACUAUAUCAAUUUUAAACCCUAGAAAUAAAUUGUUAGCAGCAAAAACAUACAUUAGGUAAAUUACACAUACAUAAUAAUAUGCUACAUUUUUACCUCAUAUGAACUGACAGCGACAAGGAAAAUCAUAAAAUUUUGUAUGGGACCAAACACACUGGACUCGUGACAAUAACCACCAUAAUCAGGAAGUGAACAUAGCCAUGAAAAGAAUUCAUAAACGUAAUACAAGCUGCCAUUUUCUUUUGUAGGAAUGUAAUGCUUUUUGUAAUUCUAAAAUCUCAAGUGCUGCGAGUGGUUCCAAACUUUGAAUCCUGAGUGUAAGCGAGAGUACCAAGAGUACCAAAACAGCUCAAGAUUGAAAAUCUUUGAGCUCAACUGUAAUAUGAAAUGCUCAGGCGGCGGCUAGAGAUGGGGCGCGGCGCUCGCUGGCGCGUGGCGGCGGCGCUGCUGGCGGGCGCGCUGCUGGUGUGGCUGUGGCGCGGCGGCGCGCGGCCCGCGAGGGCGCAGCGCCGGCGCGAGCUGGACGAGCCGGUGGAGGGCCGCGAGCUGCCGCUCAUCUUCAUCGGCGGCGUGCCGCUCGGCACCACGCUGAUGCGCGCCAUGCUGGACGCGCACCCCGACGUGCGCUGCGGACAGGAGACGCGAGUGGUGCCGCGCAUUCUGCAGAUGCGCCAGCACUGGAUGCGCUCGCAGAAGGAGAGCGUGCGCCUGGAGCAGGCGGGUGUCUCUAAAGCGGUGCUGGACAACGCCAUCGCCGCCUUUUGCUUGGAAGUGAUCGUGAGGCACGGGGACACGGCGCCGCGGCUCUGCAACAAGGAUCCGCUCGUGCUCAAGAUGGGCACCUACGUGCUGGAACUGUUCCCUAACGCUAAGUUCUUGUUCAUGGUGCGCGACGGCCGCGCUACAGUGCACUCUAUCAUCACUCGCAAGGUGACGAUCACGGGAUUCGACCUGACGAGCUACCGGCAGUGCCUGACCAAGUGGAACCACGCGGUGGAGCUGAUGUACCAGCAGUGCAAGACGAUGGGCCCGGACAAGUGCCUGGUGGUGCGCUACGAGGCGCUGGUGCUGCGGCCGCGCGCCACGCUGCGCCGCGUGCUGGCCUUCCUGCAGCUGCCGUGGCACGACGCCGUGCUGCACCACGAGCGCUACAUCAACCAGCCCAACGGCGUCGCGCUCUCCAAUGUGGAGCGCUCGUCGGACCAGGUGGUGCGGCCGGUGAACCUGGACGCGCUGGACAAGUGGGUGGGGCAGAUCCCGGCCGACGUGCGCGCCGACAUGGCGGAGCUGGCGCCCAUGCUGUCGGUGCUGGGCUGACCCUGGGCCAACCCGCCGCUACGAGGCCACGGCCGACGCCGCCACCGAGCGCCGCCCGCCCUAGCCGCGCCCGCUCCCACACCUACCAACGCGCAAUAAACGAUAACACCAAA